UAAAAUGAAUACGACAUUGAGCUAGAAUUAGAUUUUUAUUUGCUGAACAAAUUUUAAUUAAAACGACUUGCGUUCGUAUUCGUAUUUAAAAUGAAUUAGUUCUAUUCGUUUUUGAUAUAGACAAUUACUUAGAUAAAUCAUUCUGUCUGGUUAUUACUUUGUUGCAUUUUAAGACUAAUGCCUCAUCACAAUCUUUAUUGUAUAUAGCUAAGAAACAAUAAUAACAAUUGUUAUACAUAAAAUAGAAGAAAAAAUAGUAGUUAGUGAGAAUCGAAUGCAAAAUGGGAAACAAAAAAAAUGACAAUGAAUUAAAACAUGAAGAAAACAAAACAAAGGAAAUAAGUUAUUUUCGUUUAUUUCAAUUCUGUACUACUUUGGAUAUUAUUUUUAUGUCAAUUGGAGCUAUUUGUGCAGCACUAAGUGGAAUAGUCCAACCAUAUUCUAUGACAUUAUUUGGAGAUGUUACGGGCGCAAUAGUAACAUACGCUUCAAACUACAACGAUUCCCUUAGUGAACCAAACAAGACUUUGUUAGCAGAUGAAUUAAUAAAUGCUGUUUGGUUGUUUGGGAUGAAGUCGCUAGGAGUUGGAAUAGGCGUUAUUUUAACUACCUAUUUAUCAACGGUCCUUUUUAUUUACAGCGCAUCCAGACAGAUCUUCAAAAUCCGAAAAGCUUUUCUUGAGAAAACGCUUAAUCAAGAUAUUGCUUGGUUUGACCAGAAUCGCACUGGAGACUUUGCAAGUACAUUUACGCAAAACAUUUCAAAAUUAGAAGAGGGAAUUGGUGAAAAAAUUGGAACUUUUAUAUUUUUUGAGUCAACCUUUGUAGCAGGAUGUGUUUUGGGUCUAGUUAAAGGAUGGAAAUUAGCAUUGGUGUGUAUGGUAUCACUUCCUUUAUCGACUACAAUUAUGACAGUAAUAUCAUGGAUAUCUACAAAAUUUUCAGCGCAAGAAAUGGAAUCAUACGGCGAAGCUGGUACGAUCGCUGAAGAAGUUUUCACCGCAAUCAAAACUGUUGUGGCUUUCGAUGGACAAGACAAAGAAAUUGACAGAUAUAAUAAACACCUCGUUGAUGCCAAAAAGAAUAACUUAAAACGAAGCUUUUUUACUGCUAUAAGUAAUGGAUGCUUAUGGUUUUUCGUAUACGCGUGCUACGCUUUGUCGUUUUGGUAUGGAGUAACAUUAAUAUUGAAUGAUAGGCAUCUGCCAGAAGACCAACAAGUUUAUACACCAGCAAAUAUGGUAUCUGUAUUCUUUUCAACGUUAAUAGCUACUUGGAAUUUUGGAUUAGGAGCUCCACUACUGGAGACUUUUGGAACAGCCAAAGGAGCGGCACAAAAAAUAUUUUCAGUAUUAGAUAGCAAACCCAUUAUAAGAAAAUUUGCAAACAGUGGACUUAUAAUAAAUGACGCCUCUUUGGAAGUAACAUUUGAAGGUGUGCAUUUUAGUUAUCCUUCAAGAUCAGACGUAAAGAUUCUUAGAGGUAUAAAUCUUACAAUAAGUAAAGGUGAGACAGUUGCACUGGUUGGAAAAUCUGGAUGUGGUAAAUCCACCUGUAUUCAAUUACUUCAGAGAUUCUACGAUCCAGAUAUGGGUCAAAUCAAAAUAAAUGGUACAAAUAUUAAGGAGCUAAAUUUAGACUGGCUUAAACAAAAGAUUUCCGUUGUAAGUCAAGAGCCAGAUUUAUUUUCCACUACCAUCGCCGAAAACAUAAGAUAUGGAAAACUAAAUGCUACUCAACAAGAAAUAGAGAAUGCAGCGAAAAAAGCUGAUAUCCACGCAUUUAUACAGACUUUACCGCGAGGUUACCAAACAGUUCUGGGAGAACGAGGAACUCAAUUAUCUGGUGGUCAGAAACAAAAGAUAGCCAUAGCUAGAGCUCUAGUACGAACUCCUGAGUUUUUACUUCUAGAUGAAGCCACUUCAGCUUUAGAUACGACAAGUGAAGCAGAAAUACAGGAAGCUUUAGAUUCGAUACGAGGGACCUGUACAAUAAUAAUAGUUGCACAUAGGCUAUCAACUAUACGACAAGCAAGUAAAAUCGUGGUAAUCAACGAAGGAAAGGUUUUAGAAAUGGGCACGCAUACUGAACUAAUGGAUAUGAACGGAGCUUAUCACAAUUUAGUAAUUUCCCAAGGACUAACUGAAACAUUAGAAGAAAAAGAUAGCAGACGACGGAGCAGAAAAUUUAGUGAGGCUAAUAAGUCUGUAAAUGAAAAAGAAGACGAAGAACUUGAAGAAACACAGAUUAAUCAACCAGUUGCGAAGAACAUUUUAUUGAAGGUUUUAAAAUUAAACGCUUCAGAAUGGUUUUAUAUUCUUAUUGGUUGUCUAUCUUCACUGAUAACGGGAGCUUCUUUGCCAAUUUACGGAUUAGUAUUCGGAGGAAUAAUGGGAAUUUUUGCAAAUGAUGAUGAUGGAGAAGUGCGGAGUGAGAGUAAUAUGUACUGUUUAUAUUUCCUAAUACUAGGUGUAUUCACAGGAAUUGCAAUGUUUUGGCAGACAACCAGUUUUUCUGUAGCUGGAGAACACUUAACUCUAAAAAUUAGAUCGAAAACAUUUGAAGCAAUGUUAAAACAGGAAAUUGGCUGGUAUGAUCAAAAAUGCAAUGGAGUUGGGGCACUAUGUGCACGUCUGGCUGGAGAUGCUGUAGCUGUUCAAGGGGCAGCUGGUCCACAGAUAGGAACAACAAUAAAUUUUAUUUCAACAUUCAUACUUACGUGCACGUUUUCUUUUUAUUUUGAGUGGAGGACAAGCUUUGUGCUUUUUUCUUUGUGUCCCGUAAUAUUCUUUUCUGUAUAUUAUGAGCAGAAGGUAUUACAAGAGGAUGCAACGAAAAACCAAAAAAUGUUAGAAGCGUCAGCAAAGUUGGCUGUAGAAGCAAUCGGUAACAUAAGAACAGUGGUUUCUCUGGGUUGCGAAAAAGUAUUUAUGGAACAGUAUAUCAAAGAGUUAUUACCGUACCAGAAAAUGGCAACGAAAAAGUCACAUAUUCGUGGCAUUAUAGUAGGUUUAGCUAGAAGUUUGAUGAUGUUUGCUUACGUAGCGGGAAUAAGAUAUGGUAUUAACUUAAUCAUUUCCGGUGAUUGCCCCUAUGGAACAAUUUUUAUAGUUUGUGAAGUAAUGAUAGUCGGUACGUGGUCGGUUGGAAAUGCACUGUCUCUUUCUCCAAAUUUCCAAAAAGGUCUUGUUGCGGCAUCCAGAAUAAUAACGCUUUUAGAGAGGCAACCAGUUGUACAAAACAUGCCAAACGCCUUAAACUUUUUAUGGGAAGAUGAAAAUGUAGAAUAUUCUGAAGUUUACUUUUCGUACCCUACGAGACCUUCAAUACCAAUUCUAAAAGCACUAAACCUUUUAAUCCCAAAAGGAAAAACAGUUGCGUUAGUAGGAUCAAGUGGCUGUGGAAAAUCAACUAUUAUUCAACUAUUGGAAAGAUUCUACGAUCCUAGUUAUGGAAAGGUAGAAAUUAGUGAUAAAAAUAUUCGGUAUAUAGAUUUAAAGUCGUUAAGAUGUCAAUUGGGAAUAGUCUCGCAAGAGCCAAAUCUAUUCGAUAAAACUAUAGCUGAGAAUAUAGCAUAUGGUGCAAAUUACAAACAAGUGGAAAUGGAUGCUAUUAUUGAUGCUGCUAAAUCUGCAAAUAUUCAUGAAUUUAUUUUAAAUCUUCCAAAGGGUUACGAAACAAAAGUAGGCAGUAAAGGAACUCAGCUCUCUGGAGGACAAAAACAACGUAUUGCCAUAGCACGAGCUCUGCUACGAAAUCCAAAAAUACUUUUAUUGGAUGAGGCAACAUCAGCAUUAGAUAAUGAAAGUGAAAAGAUAGUACAAGAAGCUUUAGAUAAUGCUCGAAAAAGUCGAACGUGUAUAACCAUAGCUCAUCGCUUGACGACAAUCCAAGACGCUGAUGUUAUUUGUGUACUAAAAGAAGGAAAUGUAGUAGAAAUGGGAAAACAUAAAGAGCUUCUAGAAAAACAGGGAUUAUAUUACAAAUUUUAUAAAUUACAAUCAGUGGAGAGUAUUUCUUAAAAGGAAUCACUUUUAUUUGUAUAAUAC
Molecule: messenger RNA, 4049 nt
Organism: Diabrotica balteata
Lineage: Eukaryota; Metazoa; Arthropoda; Insecta; Coleoptera; Chrysomelidae
Source: the annotation of a GenBank genome assembly